Messenger RNA from Anneissia japonica, 707 nucleotides. Its product is annotated as angiopoietin-1 receptor-like. The record is from RefSeq and is a predicted model, not a curated record. The transcript has 5 exons. The annotation marks the transcript as partial. Lineage: Eukaryota; Metazoa; Echinodermata; Crinoidea; Comatulida; Comatulidae.
CCUAUGUAAAACCGAUUGUUCGCGCCAAGACAGUUAAUGCUGGUGAUAGCAACGUUAUAUUGGGCGUCAAAAAAUUUAACGGAAGUGAAAAUGACUUACGAUGGGCGAAGGACGGAACUUUAGAAAAUAAAUGGGACGGUUUGAAGAAGAUUAUAUUCGACACGAUUACCGUAGCUGAUGCUGGGAUUUAUGAAUGUUUUGAAUAUGACAGAUGGGAAGAACGAAAACACGCUUUUAUGCAGCUGAUUGUAAGAGAAUGUCCACAUAAUAAAUGGUCUCCGCCUCAUUGCAACAUGAGCUGCGAUGUGUGCUACAAUGGAGGGGUGUGUGAUACAUACAUCGGGACCUGUAUAUGCCCUUCGGGAUUUGAUGGAAGUAAUUGCGAAAUACCUACUGGUGGCAAUACAUUUGGACGCGACGGUGGAACCCAAUGCACAACUGGUAAUAAUGAAGGAUGCGAAGGGAAACUGAUUUGCCCACCAGCGCCACAGGGUUGUGCCUGCCACGCCGGCUGGAAAGGAUUUCGUUGUAAAUGGAAAUGUAAAAAUGGCAAGUAUGGCGCUGACUGUCUACAAGUUUGUCAUUGUGACAACUGUGAUCGUUUCAUUGGCUGUGAUGUGAACGCAACAUGUCGCCAUGGCUACAGUGGCCCAAGAUGUUUAGGAACAAGCUUCCAAAGACCGCUAACAUUUUUUUGUCAUGCAUAA